GAAAACCCCAAAGCCACCCAGUCUCCUUUCAAACCAAGUAUCCUUUUCCUUCUAUUCUGUCCCCCAUUCCCGUCCUCCCGAGUCCCAGCCCUCCUCCUCACCGGACAUGAGGGCUUGAGCCCUCUUCCCAUAAUGCCUCCGCUCCCCUGCCGCCCCCUCCACAAUCUCCUCCACUUCAGCUUCCUCAUGGGCGGCUCCAAGCACCUUGCGGUGAGAUGUUCCGCCGCCGCAGCUGUGCCCGUCUCCCCUUAUCGCCUUCUCCAUCUCCACACCCGUCGGGGCCUUCUCUUCCAGAGCGCACGAAGUCCCAGCUCCAAAUAUCGACCAAUUUAUCUGAAAUCAGCUCGGUUCUUCUCCGUUAGCCCGGUUAUGCUUAGCAAAGCUGUUCAUCUGCCAAAGCUGGAUGAUAAGAUGAUUGACACAGAGCGACUUGUUAAAUUAAAAUUGAAGUUGGAAGAACUAGGAAUUAAGUGUGGUUCUUGUCAGCCUGGGCAGUAUUCGCAUACGACAUGCCCGCAGUGUAAAGGAGGGCUUUCAGAGGAGAAGAGCCUCUCACUUUUCAUCCGCGAAGAUCUACAGCUGGCCAUGUGGUCAUGUUUCAGAGCUAAAUGUGGUUGGAGAGGUGUUGCAAAGGCCUCUGGAGAGAUGAAGGCAUAUAAUCCUGGGGCAAAUCAGCCUUUGCAAGUUAAGGAGUAUAGAAAAAUCUCAGAAAGGGACCUUCAACUAGAGCCUCUGUGUGAAGAGCUUGUUGCAUACUUCUCUGAGAGAAUGAUAUCAGCAGAAACGCUUCGAAGAAAUGCCGUAUUGCAGCGUAAAUAUAAUAAUCAGAUUGUUAUUGCUUUUACCUAUCGACGAAAUGGAGCUCUUGUAGGCUGCAAGUAUCGUGCAGUCUCCAAAGAAUUUUGGCAGGAAAGGGACACUGAAAAAAUUUUUUAUGGGCUUGAUGAUAUCAAACAAGCCAAUGAUAUUAUAAUUGUUGAGGGCGAAAUGGAUAAGCUUUCUAUGGAAGAGGCUGGCUACCGAAAUUGUGUUAGUGUACCUGAUGGUGCUCCUGCAAAAAUUUCGGAAGAUAUACCUGUGGAGAAAGAGGACAAAAAGUUUCAGUAUAUGUGGACCUGCAAGGAGUAUUUAGAAAAGGCAUCUCGUAUAAUACUAGCAACAGAUGCUGACCCGCCAGGCCAAGCUUUAGCUGAAGAAAUAGCCCGACGUGUUGGUAAAGAAAGAUGCUGGAGAGUCAAGUGGCCCGAGAAAAAUUCUACUGAUGUUUGCAAAGAUGCAAAUGAGGUGCUCAUGUAUUUAGGACCAGAUGCACUGAGAAAAGUUAUAGAGACUGCUGAGUUGUGUCCCAUACGUGGUCUAUUUACCUUCAGUGAUUUCUUCCAUGAGAUUGAUGCUUAUUAUCAUCGCAGUUGUGGAUUUGAACUUGGUGUCCCAACAGGUUGGAAGGCUUUAGAUGAACUAUAUAAUGUUAUGCCUGGAGAGCUGACUGUGAUAACAGGUGUGCCAAAUUCUGGCAAAAGUGAGUGGAUUGAUGCCUUGUUAUGCAAUAUUAGUGAAAGCCAUGGGUGGAAGUUUGUGCUAUGCUCUAUGGAAAACAAGGUUAGGGAGCAUGCAAGGAAGCUUUUGGAGAAACAUGUUAAGAAACCAUUUUUCAAUGCUAGAUAUGGAGGAUCUGUUGAGCGUAUGAGUGUUGAGGAGUUAGAACAAGGGAAAAAAUGGCUGAAUGAUACAUUUCAUCUUAUCCGGUGCGAGGAUGAUUGCCUUCCAUCUAUUAAAUGGGUUCUUACCCUUGCUAAAGCUGCUGUUAUGAGAUAUGGGGUGCGUGGAUUUGUGAUUGACCCAUACAAUGAACUUGAUCACCAACGUCCUGCAAAUCAAACAGAAACUGAGUAUGUGAGUCAGAUGCUUACCAUGAUCAAGCGCUUUGCUCAGCAUCAUUCAUGCCAUGUAUGGUUUGUAGCACAUCCUAGACAGCUACAACACUGGAAAGGUGGUCCGCCUAAUAUGUAUGAUAUUAGUGGAAGCGCACAUUUUAUAAACAAAUGUGACAAUGGUAUUGUGAUUCAUCGUAAUCGAGAUGAAAAUGCUGGGCCUCUUGACCGUGUGCAGGUAUGUGUACGGAAGGUACGAAAUAAGGUUAUUGGAAAUAUUGGAGAGGCUUUCUUGUCGUAUAACCGGGUCACGGGAGAAUUCAUGGAUAUUGAUGACAAGGAUCUGGAAAAUUUGACCUGAUACUUAUUAGCUUACUCGGUGAACAGAGUACUCUGGAAGAAAGGUUAGACUUUUAGCUCAGAGCAGAAACCAGAGCAUGCAAUGUCGGAAGAGUCGGGCACUUCAAUUUUGCUGUAUCUAUUCGCAGAAUUCUUGCAAGGGGUCUGGAGGAAGUUGCACCAUCAUUGUGUAUAGAGUCACUGCUAGAAGUUCACUCAUUUAAGCUAGGUUGCUUAGGCUUUGAUAUUCACCUAAGCUCAUCUAUGUUGUUUCCACACUGUACAUGCUUGUAUAUCUGAAACAACUACAAGACACUAUGUGGGUAGAAUCCAUGUCACUAAAAUUUUCUCUUUUUAUUCUCGUGGUUGUAAAAUUUUGGUCUACCUUCCUUGUAGCCUUCUCAGACUCCCGUCCCCAGAGACGACCCAUGAGAGUUGCAUAAGAUUGGGUUUAUUUUUAU
This is a messenger RNA of Elaeis guineensis (African oil palm), 2671 nucleotides long. RefSeq names its product twinkle homolog protein, chloroplastic/mitochondrial. NCBI's taxonomy places the organism in Eukaryota, Viridiplantae, Streptophyta, Magnoliopsida, Arecales, Arecaceae. Gene Ontology annotation, biological process: DNA replication. The record is from RefSeq and is a predicted model, not a curated record. Gene Ontology annotation, molecular function: single-stranded DNA binding; 5'-3' DNA helicase activity; ATP binding.